This is a messenger RNA of Mesorhabditis belari, 1491 nucleotides long. Lineage: Eukaryota; Metazoa; Nematoda; Chromadorea; Rhabditida; Rhabditidae. The record is from the annotation of a GenBank genome assembly.
AUGGCAACUUCCGAUAGAAAACCUCCAUUAUUCCCAUCAACACGAUUGACUUUGGCGGCACUGUGCUUUGUGGGAUGUCUGGUGACGUAUGCAUUGAGAACGAAUAUGUCAAUGGCUAUUGUUUGUAUGGUUCGAAGAGCUGGAUCUGGGAAUGGAACGGAGGCAAAGAAAAGUGAAUGUGCUCCAACGGUGUCGAUUUUGGAAGAGCCACAACAUUUGCCCACUGAUCCUAUAAUCGCUGGUGAAUUUGAUUGGUCAGAAGAUGUGGCGGGCAGUAUUUUAGGAGCUUUCUUCAAUGGAUAUCUCUGUUCUCAAGUUCUUGGCGGUUACCUGGCCACUAGAUUUGGUGGAAAGCGUGUGAUUCUCUACACAGUGCUCGGCUCCUCUGUACUCACUCUAUUAAGCCCGAUUGCAGCUCGAACUCAUCAUUGGCUACUUUAUGGGCUUCGAAUCGUCAUUGGUUUUUUGCAAGGUGCAACUUUCCCAGCAAUGCAUACAAUGUGGGCUCUUUGGGGUCCACCACUUGAGCGCUCUGUGCUCACCGGGGUAUCGUAUGCAGGAGCUCAAAUCGGCAACAUGUUGGUUCUAUCAAUUGCUGGCGUUCUUUGCGAGCGUGGUUUUGAUGGAGGAUGGCCGUCGAUCUUCUAUUCUUUCGGUGUUCUUGGAGUUUUGUGGUGUGGACUUUGGCAUUUCUUCACCUCGGAUCGACCGAGCACUCACAAGAGAAUCUCAAAAGAGGAAAGGGAUUACAUUGAGGGAUCACUAGAAGAAACAAUGGGAAAAAGUACUGACAAGCCGCCAGCAACUCCUUGGUUAAAAAUGUUGACAUCUCGAGCGGUUUGGGCGUGUUGGUUGGGACAUUUUGCGGGUGAUUGGGGUGCCUACACGAUGAUGACAGUGUUGCCCUCGUUUUUGAAAGAUGUCCUCGGAGUCAGCCUCAGUUCGCUCGGUUUCCUUUCCGCUGCUCCAUAUUUGGCUUACUUUAUCGCGAUUAAUUGUGGAGGUGCCGCAGCGGAUACUCUACGAGAAAAGAGGAUUCUCAGCACAUUGAACACACGAAGAUUGGCUAUGGUUUUAGCCCUCGUCGGUCAAGCCGUCUUCUUGGUGCUAGCUGCACACUGUAACUGUGGCCAAGAAACGCUUUUCAUCAUUUUCUUAAUCAUUGGCACUGGAAUUUCUGGAUUCCAGUAUUCUGGAUUUGUGGUAAACUAUUUGGACAUUGCUCCGCCAUUUUCGGGAACAAUCAUGGGCAUUGGGAACACUUUGUCGUGCUUUGGUGGCAUGCUUUCUCCAAUUAUCACCAAAAAACUCACACCAAAUGGAACUCGAGGCGAAUGGCAAGUGAUCAUGUGGUUGACUGGGGGGAUUUUGGUGGUCGGUGCGGCUCUUUUCGCCCUUCUUGCAAAGGGCGAAGUUGAGGAAUGGGCAAAAGUGAAACCAAGUGAAAAAGUCGAAGAGGAGGUCCCACUUCAAGAAAAAGACAAUCAAGCC